AUGGAGGGAGAUAGAACCAUCCUAAGAGUUAUCCAGGACCUCAAAAAAGUCACCUCUGCUAUCCUUUGGGGAUACGGGGAACAGGAACACCCAGUAACAGAUGCCAGUGCUGAACUGCACGGACUCUGUGGCUACCUGGAGCUCUUGCUGCAGUUUGAUCAGAAAGAUCGGAGGAGAUUCCUGGGACCCCGGAAAGAUUACUGGGACUUCCUUUCAGUGGCCUUGCAGAGGAAUGGUGGAGACACGGAAGUCGUUCGAUUUGUCUACACCCUGGACAAGCUGAAGACCACUGUGGGAAGAGGUCGUGCAUUUAUCCGUUUCUGUCUGGCCCAUCGACAGUUGGCUGACACUCUGCAGCUCUGCCUCCUGGACCCUGAACUCACCAGGGAGUGGUAUGGGAACCAAAGCCCCUUCCUGUGCCCAGAGCUCAGCACUGACAUCCUAGAGACGCUUUAUGUUCUGAAUGGAGUGGCUUUUGAUCUCGAGUUGCAUCGGUGUGAUCUUGAUGGGGGCUGGCCUAUGUUCUCAGAGUCACGAUGCCAGGAUUUCAGCAUAACUCAGGAAAAGUUAAGGACAAAUCAGCCUCAAGAGCAGGAGAUAAAAGUCACACAUCUCACAAUCAAAGGAGUCCAGUCCAAGAAGACACCAACCCUCUUUGCUGGCUGUGACCUCCAACCCCAAGGAGAUGACCCCAAGGGGGUCUGCCUAGUGAGACCUAAUGGUGUUGGGAUACAAGAAUCCCUGACAGAAAAGAAGAUAGAAGAUCCUAAGAGCAGUAUAAGUCAAGGGACACUUGAGGGUUCCAGAGGACUGGAAGUGUUCCCACACCUAAGUUCCCUGCUUGGGGAAACUAGGAUGAUGCCCCAGGGACAGAACCCCAGACUUCAUAAAAAGCAACAUGAAAGUCUCCCAGGAACCAGGAUACCUGGGUUCCCUCAAGUUAGUCAAGAGCCAGAUCAAGAAAAGAUGCAUCAGAGAAAGGAAGAAAAAGAAUGGUUCCUAAGAGGAGGGCUCACUGAGCCAAUGUGUACAUCUCCAAAGAAUCAAACACAGGUAGAUCUCAGUCUUGUGAAAAAGAAAGAGGGGGAAAAGGUGUCUCCAAAGACAGUGCGGAUUAAGAAGGAACCAUCCGUCAGGACUGAGGACAGAGGUGAGCAGAUGGCACUAGAAAGACAGAAAAUGCCAACAGAUCCCGGAAGAGGAAGGAGAGACCAGAAAUCUGCUCCAAAGUACCAGCCAAAUACCUUGGGGGAGAGGCUUGAGGAAGAAGAGUCAGGACCCAGAAGGGAGCAUGAGAUCCAUGGAGUCCCAAGGGAGUCCAAGAUCUUUCAAGGCCUGGAAACAACAGGGGAGAGGCACAAAGAUAAUGAGGCUCAAAGACAGAUGCCUGAUGAAGCAGAAGAGCAGGAGAAAGGGCACCUAAGAGAUACUAAAGAUGUAAUCAAGAACCUCAAAGAAUGUCUACAGAAGGCUGAGGAACAGUCCCAGAAGAAGGAGAAGCUACUAAUGACCCUGGAGGAGAAAUUGAGAUCGCUGGAAGAGCAGUUGUUCAGAUGCCAAGAGCAGCAGGCCCAACUGAGGACAGAGCUGGAGCAAAGGCAACAGGAGGCUGAGAAGAGAGAGGACCGGUACCAACAGGAGCUCAAGGAGCAGCAUGAGCUGGUCCGAGCCAUGAAGAGACGCAUGGUGGAGCUGAUUCAGGAGAAGGACAGCCUCUGGCAGAAGACUGAGCAUCUCUCUUCCCUAUCCCCUGGGCUCUGUCUAGUCUGUAGCAAGGUUUUUGGUCGCCUGUCUAGGAGAUAUAAAUGCAGAGGGCUCUGGAUCUCCACAGACUCUGCGGAGGCCUCGUCUGCCAUGCCUGCUCUGUGGAUUACAAGAAGAAAGAACGAUGCUGUCUAUCUUGCCACCAGAAGGGAGAAACCUAGGUCGAUUAAGUCAAGACCCCUUACCUUAGGACUGGUCUCUUCCUUAUUUUAUGAUCGUUGGAUCAUUAGUCCCAAUCCUUUCCUUAAUGAUCUUCAUGUCCCCUUACUGGCCAAGGUGAUUCAGAAAGACAAAAGCCUCUGCCCUCUAGGAACUUAG
Molecule: messenger RNA, 2082 nt
Organism: Phascolarctos cinereus (koala)
Lineage: Eukaryota; Metazoa; Chordata; Mammalia; Diprotodontia; Phascolarctidae
Gene: RUFY4
Product: RUN and FYVE domain containing 4
Biological process (GO): positive regulation of macroautophagy; autophagosome assembly
Cellular component (GO): autophagosome
Molecular function (GO): phosphatidylinositol-3-phosphate binding
Source: RefSeq, a predicted model, not a curated record